UCCGGGAGCGAGUGAGCUGGGGCGGGAGAAGAGCCGGGGGAGCGGGUGGGUCCGGGGCUGCGGCUGCGGCCGCAGGGCUGCGGCUCCCUAGCCCCGCCAGCCAGAGCGUUUGGAGGUAGAGGAAAGGUCUUGACAGGGUGACUGGACCCGUGGCAGAAUCCAGUUCCAGAUUCUGGACUUGAGGGUCUGCUCUUUGGUCUCUAGAAGCAAAGGAUAGAAGGACUCAAAUCCAGGCCAACUGUAUGGCUGUCUGAGGUCUUGGAACAGAAGGAGGUCCAUUCCUGUUCGUGACAACACUGUGGCCCUGUUCUGGGAUGAGCAAGGUAUAAAGCAUUGUGGCUCUACUUUUACUUCAUGUGAAUGGGGUACAGAAGGAAUCAAAGAAGUCCAAGUCUAGAAUCUGUUAGGGGACUUACAACCAAUGCCCUGAAAAGCUUUAUGUGGUGGUCUUAUAGACAGAAUCCAGGUAUUGGUUUCCCCCAAGAAAGACAAGCUGAGUUCUUGCAUCUUGUGGCAGCUGUUGUGCUUAGUUUUGAGUCUGCCGGAGCUGAAGCCAGCCCAGCCCCUUCUCAUGGGCAGUGCCUACCUGUGCUGAGGUCCUACAGCAGUGGCUGUGUGAGGAGCUGUGAAAUCAGUUGCAACUGAAAAUGUCUGACAGUCUGGAUAAUGAAGAAAAACCCCCAGCUCCCCCAUUGAGGAUGAAUAGUAACAACCGGGAUUCUUCUGCACUCAACCACAGCUCCAAACCACUUCCCAUGGCCCCUGAAGAGAAGAAUAAGAAAGCCAGGCUUCGCUCUAUCUUCCCAGGAGGAGGGGAUAAAACCAAUAAGAAGAAGGAGAAAGAGCGCCCAGAGAUCUCUCUUCCUUCAGACUUUGAGCAUACGAUUCAUGUGGGGUUUGAUGCAGUCACCGGGGAAUUCACUAACUCCCCUUUCCAGACCUCUAGACCUGUGACGGUCGCUUCAAGUCAAUCAGAGGGAAAAAUGCCAGAUCUCUAUGGCUCACAGAUGUGCCCAGGGAAGCUCCCAGAGGGAAUUCCUGAGCAAUGGGCAAGAUUACUCCAAACCUCCAACAUAACAAAACUGGAACAAAAGAAGAACCCACAAGCCGUUCUUGAUGUUCUCAAAUUCUAUGAUUCCAAAGAAACCGUCAAUAACCAGAAAUACAUGAGUUUUACAUCAGGAGAUAAAAGUGCACAUGGAUACAUAGCAGCACAUCCUUCGAGUACAAAAACAGCAUCUGAGCCUCCUUUAGCUCCUCCUGUAUCUGAAGAAGAAGAUGAAGAAGAGGAGGAAGAAGAAGAUGACAAUGAGCCCCCACCAGUUAUCGCACCAAGACCAGAGCAUACAAAAUCAAUCUAUACUCGUUCUGUGGUUGAAUCUAUUGCUUCACCAGCAGCACCAAAUAAAGAAGUCACACCACCUUCUGCGGAGAAUGCCAACUCUAGUACUUUGUACAGGAAUACAGAUCGGCAAAGGAAAAAAUCAAAGAUGACAGAUGAGGAGAUCCUAGAGAAGCUAAGAAGCAUUGUGAGUGUUGGAGACCCAAAGAAAAAGUACACAAGAUUUGAAAAAAUUGGUCAAGGGGCAUCGGGUACUGUUUAUACAGCACUUGACAUUGCAACAGGACAAGAGGUGGCCAUAAAGCAGAUGAACCUUCAACAACAACCCAAAAAAGAAUUAAUUAUUAAUGAAAUUCUGGUUAUGAGGGAAAAUAAGAAUCCCAAUAUUGUUAAUUAUUUAGAUAGCUACUUAGUUGGUGAUGAACUGUGGGUGGUCAUGGAAUACUUGGCUGGUGGUUCUUUGACUGAUGUGGUCACAGAGACCUGUAUGGAUGAAGGACAGAUAGCAGCUGUUUGCAGAGAGUGCCUCCAAGCUUUGGAUUUCUUGCACUCAAACCAAGUGAUCCAUAGAGACAUAAAGAGUGACAAUAUUCUCCUCGGGAUGGAUGGCUCUGUUAAAUUGACUGAUUUUGGGUUCUGUGCCCAGAUCACUCCUGAGCAAAGUAAACGAAGCACCAUGGUGGGAACUCCCUAUUGGAUGGCACCUGAGGUGGUGACUCGCAAAGCUUAUGGUCCAAAAGUUGAUAUAUGGUCUUUGGGAAUUAUGGCAAUUGAAAUGGUGGAAGGUGAACCCCCUUACCUUAAUGAAAAUCCACUCAGGGCAUUAUAUCUGAUAGCCACUAAUGGAACCCCAGAGCUCCAGAAUCCUGAGAGACUGUCAGCUGUAUUCCGUGACUUUUUAAAUCGCUGUCUUGAGAUGGAUGUGGAUAGGCGAGGAUCUGCCAAGGAGCUUUUGCAGCACCCAUUUUUAAAACUAGCCAAGCCUCUCUCCAGCCUGACUCCUCUGAUUAUCGCUGCAAAGGAAGCGAUUAAGAACAGCAGCCGCUAGGACUGCAUGCCUUACCCCUCACCAUCUCCCUCAUGAGUAAGACUGAAAUAAAACUCUGCUGCAGGAAAGAUGAAAGAAAAGACAGUCAAAUAGGGUGGGGGUCUUUAACUUUCAAAUGAAUAGAAACUUCUUAUAAGCCUUUUCCUACUCCCUCAGAUUAUGUAAUUUAUUUGUAAGCCUGAAUCGCAGCCCAAACAGGGCAGCAAUGUCGAAGUGGCCAUCAAGUGGUCACUUCCACCGUGAAGCGAAAGAGCCAGUAGUGAAUCCCCUCAUUUUGUGCAUUCACUUUGAAGAAAAAGAUUUCUCAAAGAUGCACAUUCCCUCUUCAUAGUGUUGUGUUUGUUUUUAAGUUAGAGAGUAGUACCUCUUACAUUCAAACCUCCUUCAAAACCCCUUGCCCAAUGUGAUGUUUUUCACUUGCAUUGUCAUUAGAUGUCCAGAAAAAAAAGAUGUCAAGAUGUUUUUUUUUUUAAAAAGAAAGCAAAAAAAGCAAAGCAAAAAAAAAAAAAAAAAAAAAACCAACAAAACAAAACAACAACAACAACAACAAAACAACAAACAAAAAAAAAUGGAGCAAGUAUUGUGUGAACAUGUGGAAUUCCAUGCCCUAAUAGAGUUGCAAUUUUUUAUUCUUCUUCUAUAGUGGUGGCUUGGUUUGUGUACCUAUUUUUCUGCAUUUGUAUUGGAAAAGGUUUCUUUUAAGACAUUUUCCAAAAGCAGAGAGGAGUAUGUGUUUUCAGGAAGGGCUUUAAAUUACUGUAUACCUAAAUAAGGCUGAAAUGGUGAAAUCCUGUCAUUUUCACAACAAUGCUUAAGAGGUGGUCAAUUUGUCACACAAACCAGCUGGUUCGUUUUCAUAUCAGAAAAAGGGCACACUAAAACUGUGACGUUCCUAUUGGGUGAGUCUAGGUCCUAAAACCUAGAAAAUCCUGAUAGAAGAAACCUUACAUAAACAAAGUUGAAACUUUCUCUGACAGCCAAAAAGAAAACAAGAUAUGUGUAUAAUACUGAAAUCCUUGUUGGACAUUAAGUAAACAAAGGUAAAGAUACCUAUUUUAUCCUCUCUUGUGCUUUGUGGAACAUUUACACUGUAAAAUAGGCACUUCAGGAGGGAAUAGAUUCAUGCAACAUUUAUUUAUGAUAAAAUGAUUUAUUUUGGCAAUUUAUAACACUUUAGAAAAAAAUUCAAAAGAUUUGGAGAACAGAGAUAUAGUAAGCUUUCAACUCUAUAUGAAAGCUACAUCCCAAUCAACAUUUGGCUCUGAGCACCUGUUCCCAUUUUUCCUGUGUGUUACCAAUUUUCUGUUUCAGGAUUAUGGUGUAUAUAUAGUUCUCAGAGCUUUGAAUUUCAAAAGUAUGUUCAUAAAAAUCUUUCAAUUCCCCAGUGAAAGUAAUUUUGCUUCCUAAUUAGAUAUUCCAAGAAAUAAUAGUCCAACUGAAUUCCUUCUGUGGCUUGGGGAAAAUACCAAAAAUUGACAGUAAUUUCACCAUAAAUUUAUUGAUUAAAAAUUCAACACUUAGUACUUCCUGAAUCUUCUGAAAGUAGAAAAAAAUGUCUGGAAGGUAUCUGCAUAGAAAAGGAUAUGCUUCUCUUUUGAGAGUAUUAGCAGUUUUAUAAAUUCUGGAAAGUUUUUUCUCUAAGCCUUUGAAAAGCUAACAAUCUGUUGUAGGAGGCUUCAUAAUUUGUAAGUAUACAAGGAAUCUGAAUAGAACCUAUCAUCUACAUUCACCCACAGGGGGAAAGAGAUUAAUGACCAUAGGCCUCUGUCCUUCUCUGUGAGGUACACCUUUCCAUCUAACAUCUAUGAUCCAUUCCUUAAAAAGAAAGCACUUUCUUUAGAGUUUCUGCUAACCAUAUAGUGUACAUGUUUAUGUUUAGAAGAUGACACCACUGAUGGAUUUCCUAUUUUCCUACUGUUGUUUUCUUUGACUAUAAAAUUUGGGAGGAGCUUGACCCUCUUGCUCCCCUGCAAAAACAAGGUCCACAGUGGGAUAAAACAACAAAUGUGGAAAAAAAAGCUCAAAUGGUAAUAUUAAUUUGAAGCAUAUUAUGUUAUACUUUGCAAAGAGGUGUUUGGGCCUAAAGUUUUUAAUGCCACACUGUUCUAGUAUAAGAGAGAGGCCUUAUUUUUGAUUUCUUUAUAAAUUAAGCUUUUUGUUCACUCAUAGUGCCAGGUAAUUCAAUGAAGUACCUGGGGUGCAAAUAGAAUUCAUUACCCUGAUGACUACACCCUGCCAGUAGAAAGAGCUGAAAACCUGGUUGGGAAGCCCUAGUCAUCAGUUAGCAUCCCUUAUAUGUUGCAAAGGCCCUUUUUUGUUAUUUUGGAGACCCUGGAGCAGUGAUCCUUCAGAUCACUGUAGGCAGAGAAAUGGCUGCUCUUUAUACUUUCAGUUUAACAUAUUAACAAUGAGGAGUCAAGUACUUUUUUACCAUCACUUUGUACCAAGACUUGAUGAUAUUAUAUCCCAGUAGGCAUUACUCUUACAAAUUUAAAUCUAUGUAAAUUUCAGUGAGAAAAGCUUCUAAAACCCUUUCCUUGUGUUGGGGAGUUAUGUGUAUUUCUUAUAAGUAUUAGAGAGAAGCUGUUUCUUGUGCCAAAAUGCUACCGAAGGAUUCACAUUUGGUACACUCGAACAACUUGGACUCCAGAUGGUUGAUAGUUUAUUCCCUUUCCCUGAAUUUUUUUUCACUCAUCUUGACAUAGGUGAGUCUAUCCAGAUCUUUAAUAUUGCUAGUAUGCCCUGAGAUAGUGAGGGCACAUUAUCGAAUGUUGAUUCCAAAAUGUCCUGAUAGAGGAAUAGGGCAGUGGGAAAGUCAGGGAAGGGUGAGAAGCACAGUAGAGAUUAUUUAUUUAAGAAAGAAAAGAACAUUAAUGUUGUAGCAAGGAUCCGGUGCGUUGUCAUAAUCCCAUGAGGAUUUUGGGAUGAUACCAUCCUCUCAAAUCAGUCACCAUGUUGGGUAAUGACUUCGUUCUUGCUGAUCUCGUCUAUGUGUCAUUGUAAAUAUUUGUGCGUCCAUGUUCCAUUUUGGCUACUGGAUGGCCAAGUCAUGUGAAGAUUUAACUCAAGUAUUUAUUGUUUAAUUGUGUUAUUCAGAUUUCUUUCCAGCUUGUGAAUUGCACCCAGUUUUUUAGUUUAAACAUCUGAUCCUCACAUCUAUCCCUCCCCUGUGAAGCACAUUCCAUUGCUAAAAGAAAAAGAAAUACGAAAUUGCUUCCUGUUGUCCGUAAACUGUUUUGAUAGUUUGAGAUGUUUGUCUAUAAAGGAUAUUUCUCAGCUCAAAGAUCGUGUAAAUACUUAUAUUCCUUUGCUGAAUGGGUUGUUUAUUUCUAAUGAGGCUGCCAGUUCUCAGAGAGAUUCUAUAAAAUCACUUUUACAUAAAAAACAGGGAUUACAACUAUGUUAAAAUAAGUGUGCAUAUGGACAAAGACUGGGAGGGAACACAGAUAAUUGAAAUCAGUUGUGUUAGGGUGGUGGGAUUAUGUGAAUUUUUUUUUCUUUUUGCAAUUUUCUUUGAUGUUGUUACUUUUUAAUGAAUAAACAUCAGAAAGGGAACUAUAGAAACAUAGAAAAGAUGCCAGAAGCAAAGGCCUUCUGGCCAGAGCCCAGAGCAUGCAGGGCACAGGUAUUUGCUAGUUACAAUAUUCCAUAGGCUUUAUACUUGCCUGGGUGCUGAGGUUGGCACACGCUCAGGUAUGGCAUGUGCUUUCUUAGGAGACUAUUAUCUACGUCCUAACUAGGGAGAGGCCACUACAAGAACUCCAAAUACAUUGUUCUGCUUUAAAACAGGCUGCCCUCUGCUUUGGUAUGACAUCCAGGUGUCUACUUUGGUUACUUUAAGUCAGAGGGAUGACCAUUUGAUUAUCCACUUGAUAAAUGUUUCCAGUAACAACUUUCUGGAUCAUCUUAACAGAUUUUCAGGUUGAAUUUUGGAGGAUUAAAAGGAUAAAAUCCCAAACUCUCACCAUUUCUUUGUCCAACAAGAUCUUAUCAUCCAAGUAGACUUCUUCUUUUAGUAACCAAUAGGCAAGUCUCAAUGAUUUCAAUAGAAGUUAUGACUUGCAAUUAAAAGCUGACUCUGAAAUUAUUAACACAAAUAUUUAGGAUUAUCUCUACCUUUUGGCAUUCAGUUACAUUCAUUCCUGUUAGUUUUGGCUUGUAGUGGUUUCCGUGUGCUUCUGUAUGGAUUAAUUAAAGGUUGUAUGCAGUAAUUGUGGUUUUUAAGAGAAAGGGAGACCAUCUACCAAAAGAGAAAUUUCCUUCCAACUCAUUAAAAAAAUUUAGGUGAGGACUUUAAUAAGGAAGUAGUGGCCUCAAAUAUGUUACUCACUUUCAUCAGAAACAGACCCUAUACCUUGAAAAUUCACAGGCUUUUCAUUAGCCAUUCUCAGUGUAAAAGUACUCAUGGAGGUGUUUACCUUGUCAUCCCCACUUGAAUCUCAUGGUCCUUUUCUGAGCUACUUGCAGUUAAUAUUUAGUUAAACAAAGGCAUGGCCAGUGGUGCAAGCAUCUCCCAGUCUCUGAGCAAGAGGAUGGAAAUUCAGUAUUUGUAAACUGACAGUCUAAUAGGCCUGGGAAUUUGAGUGACCUUAAUACAUGACUCUGAACAUAUAUUUGCAUGUGGAUUGGGAAGGAAAUAAAUGGGACUUUGGAAAUAAUGGAAAUAUUUUUCUUAUGAAAGUUUUUCAUUAAAAAAUUUAUUUCUACUAUAAUUAUUCUGUUGGUUAGCUUUUAGUUUUCACUCCUUUUUCUGAUUCACACUCCUUUAGUGACCAAAUGAAUAUAACCCAACUUCUCAUACAUUGGGAAUGUCUGUUUAAUAUUAAAUAGUAUGUAAUUGAAUCUGCAAAUGCGGGAACUGAGAUGCCAUCUCCAUGUGCACACCUCUGCAUAUAAGUACUUGUAGCAUUUACUGUCACUUAAUUUGAUUGAACUUGAAAGAUAAAUUUGUAGAAUCUGGUUAGUGCCAUCAAUCUCCUUUGGAAGCUGCCAUCAGGUGAAUGCUAUCCUAUAAUACCAAUAGUAAGGCAGGAACUAUGUUCACCUGACUUAGUACCCAAGAGGAAAUUGACAGCAAUUCUAGAGAAUGAGUCAGAUACAGUGGAAAGAAUUCCAGCCUAGGAAGAAGGAGACCUGAAUACUAAUGGACUUUAUUACUAACUUGCAUUGUGACCCUAGGCAUAACCUUUCCAUGACUGUUUUCUCAUGUCAAAUAAGGGUGUUUGUGUAGCUGCUCUCCAGAGUCUUUCCAAAAGCUCUAACAUCCUGUGGUAUAAUAGGUUGCCUUUCACAUUCAAUCUUACAAUGUGAUGGCAAAUACCACAUGCCUAAGCCUGAAUCUCUUAUAUUUCAAUUAAAAAAUAGAACCAUGUAAGAUGGAAAAACUCAGUAGUACUAGAGAAUGUUGAUAAAACUUGUGGCAGACUUCCAGUUCAUUCACAAUGGUUUUGUUUUUGUUUUAAUGUCCUUUUUCUGGUGAGUAUUCCAGUUUUCAUUUUCCAUAUACUCUGUAUGUAAAGUCUGGUAUUCAUUAAGUUGUGGCCAGUAUUUGCUACUAGAACAGAAAUACACUGUCACAUUUGCUAGAAUAGAACUGUUUUGGGCCUCUCCUUUCCUAUGAAGCAGUGCUGGGCCUUAUAGAGUUAAAUUCUAAAGUGGCACAAGAUAGCAGACCCUGUGCAAAUUAAUGCCUGAGACUACAAAGAGGGGACCUAAGCACUUGCAAGAUUCAGAGAGAGAAAUGAAGAAGUAAUUGCAUACUUUUAGCAUUGUUGACAAAUUUACUUGUUGGAAACCAAAGAUAGUGUUUCUGAUGACAACUCUCACAGGGAUUGGCCAGUUGUAUGAGUAUGCUGUGGAAAGGGUAAACCAGAAGUUAGUUAGAGGAUGGUCCCACUUGCCUGCCUAUAGCAGAGUGCCAACCAGUCCUGAGUGUGAAAUUCAAGUUCAAUGUGUGUACUUUGUGUGGUGUGCUUUAUGGACCCGCAUAUACUAUAUUCAUUAAUGAUGAUAAGAUGUUUCACAGAAUCCAAUAACCAUUAGUGGGUUGAGUUUAAAAUCUCAAUACAUCAGCCAGUAGGAGCCAGAUCACAAGGAUACUGAUGUCUACUGAGAUUAUACUCAUAACUUCCAGAUAAAAUAAGUUGAGGAGGAUCUACAUUUUUCACUGUUUAUCGAAUUGUAUCUCAUUUGGUUGUGCAUUACUUUUGUCAAAAUGUGUUAUCUGUAAACCCAUGUGUAGUGAAAUUCUUCUGUAACUUUGGAUUAAAGGUCUUUUGGAUUAUGGUCUUUUGUUUGUUUGAUUUUUAAGUAAGUUAUUUCUUUUGUAGACAUGCUGAUGGUAUGGUUACAUCCUUAUGACCUCAGCAUCUGAUCUUUUAACGAUUUUUUUGUUUCCAAUAUUGUUACUUUACAUUGUGGUUGAAGCAAUAGAAAAUUGAAAUAUGGAUUGUGCAUGACUGUGUCUUGAGUGUAAAAAUAUUGCAGUUUGAAACUUGGACCUAAAGUAUUGCAAAUAAAAAUGACAAACAUCAA
Molecule: messenger RNA, 8924 nt
Organism: Marmota monax (woodchuck)
Lineage: Eukaryota; Metazoa; Chordata; Mammalia; Rodentia; Sciuridae
Gene: Pak3
Product: p21 (RAC1) activated kinase 3
Exons: 21
Coding region: 648-2390 (580 amino acids)
Biological process (GO): regulation of MAPK cascade; intracellular signal transduction; protein phosphorylation
Cellular component (GO): cytoplasm
Molecular function (GO): ATP binding; protein serine/threonine kinase activity
Source: RefSeq, a predicted model, not a curated record